CGAGGGGCUGCGUGCGCCCGGUCAGCGUCUUCACCAGCGACUCCUUGAUCUCCUCCCCGUCCACAAAGAACAGUGGCUCGCGAUGAAUCCUCGGCAAGCCCAGUGCAUCCCCGAGGGCAUCCUCGACGACCUUGCGUCCCGCUUCAUCAUCAACAUCCCCGAGGAAGAGCGGCGGGACCCGAUCCGACUGUGCUUCCAGAUCGAGCUGGCCUUCUGGUUCUACUUGGACUUCCACUGCCCCGAGGAUCCGGCGCUGCGGCCGUGCACCAUGCGGGAGUUCACGCAGAUGGUCUUCCAGCACGUACCUUCGCUCCGGGACCACCUGCCCAACACAGACUCGAUCAUCGAGCGCUGGAAGGAGUACAAGAUGGCCGUGCCCACGUACGGGGCCAUCGUCCUCGAUGAGACGCUCGAGUACGUCUUGCUUGUGCAGGCGUACUGGGCCCGGGCCAGCUGGGGUUUCCCCAAGGGCAAGGUGAACGAAGGCGAGGAGCCCCAGGCCUGCGCGGUGCGGGAAGUGCUCGAGGAGACCGGCUUCGACAUCUCACCGUUCCUGAACCCGGUGGAGUACAUAGAGCGGCAGGUGUUUGACACCCAAGUGCGGCUGUACCUGGUGGUGGGCGUGCCCCGGGACACGGCCUUCAGCCCCCGUACCCGCAAGGAGAUCAAGAGCGUGGACUGGUUCUCCAUCGCUGACCUGCCGUCCCACAAGCGGGACCAGGCGCCCCGGGCCACGCUGGGCCUCAACGCCAACGCUUUCUUCAUGGUCAUGCCCUUCGUCAAGCCGCUGCGCAAGUGGAUCUUCAACAGCCGCCAGCGCCGGUCACAGCGGCAGACGGCCGGUGUGCCGCACUGCAUCACCGACGCGGAGAAGCUGAAGCAGAAGCAGCAGGAGUACUUUGCCAGCUUGUACCGGAGUGAGCUCCUGGACGCGCUCCGGCUCAAAGGGGACGGCGACGCGCAGCAGGCACCAGCGGCAGCGGAUUUGCCGAGACCUGAGGGCCUGCCCGGAAACGUGGUGCCUGCGUUCAGCGCCCCGUCGUGGACAAACUUUACGCUCGACAAGAAGGCGCUCAUGGCCUGUCUGUGCCCCAAAGUGCCGCAGUGUUGAGCGCGCAAUCGACGGUCGCGGUGCUUGGCUCCUCCCGGUCAUGCAAUGGAAGACGAACGUGUGACCGGCCCUUGGGAGACAAGAGAAACUGCCUCUUUCAUUCCUGUUGCGUUUGUUGCUCGUUGGAGGCUGUCUUCCCCACGUGUUUCGUUUGCACAUCGUGUCAGUGUUGCGCUUUGUAUACAUAUUUUUGUUGGAUUACCAUCGGCGGUCCUUCAUUUUUUAACUUGGAAGGUCACGGUUGAGUUGGUUUGAUUUUAACUUCACUGUUGAUAUCUGAAUCCAACAGUGGCUGAGCUCGGUGAAUGUGGCUGCGUCGAAGAGUGGCGCAUGACUGCAAUGUUUUGGUCUGGCUCAUUUACAUUCCCACGUUUUCGACGAGGAGGUUUUGUGGAAGUGGACAACACUGUUGCUUUGACUGAAUUGAAUGAUGCUUUCACGUAAGGCAUUGUCACUGCUCAUUACCAAAUUACUGUAAAAUACUGAAAAAGAGCUCACCCCAAAUUUGGAGGAUGGGUGCCUGUUAAAGACAGACCUGCAAAAUAUUUUUCAACCGGUGCGAGCAUCCUCCUCGCCACUCUUCCCAUUUUCCCCACUCUUGACUCGAUGAAGGAGGGAGGGACUCUUUUGCUUGCUGCAUCUUGGGGCCAAAUGUGCCGGGAUAAGCUCCCGGCCUAUCCAGCCUUGAUAUGCAGCAACAAAAGGUGUCUCUUUGCACUCAAGGUAGCGGUGGGAGAGGAGAAAAUGAGGUGGUGAGGAGGAUUUUCAUCCUGGUUGAAAAAUAUUUAGGGGCGGGUCUUUAAAGGGAGCUGUGCAACAAUUUCAGGGCCUUGCUUAAAUUAUUGUGGAAGUUGAUGCCUGGGCGGGUCUUUAAAGGAGCUGUGCAACAAUUUCAUGGCUUUGCUUAAAUUAUUGUGGAAGUUGAUGCCCGACACUUCCGAAGUGAACUACAAAAAACAGAUUUUGCCUUGAUACCCUAGUUUUUAUUUUAAAAAAUGAAAAAGAUCCAGGUUUUUGCCGCCUCUCAACUCGUACGUCGUCUUCCGGGUCACUUAUGCAGUGACAUUGAGGGGGUAGGCGCGGGGUUCCGGAAAAGUUCUCUCUUUAGUGCUAUCAGUAAGCAGCGAGAACUCCUCCGCUCGCGACGACGUGCUGGCGGGCGCGGCGCGAACGAUGUGGUUAAAGGAGGAAAGUCUUAUCUGGGUCCGGCCAUACCCGUCCGGCUCUCUC
Molecule: messenger RNA, 2341 nt
Organism: Ixodes scapularis (black-legged tick)
Lineage: Eukaryota; Metazoa; Arthropoda; Arachnida; Ixodida; Ixodidae
Gene: DCP2
Product: m7GpppN-mRNA hydrolase
Exons: 3
Coding region: 83-1111 (342 amino acids)
Biological process (GO): nuclear-transcribed mRNA catabolic process, nonsense-mediated decay; deadenylation-dependent decapping of nuclear-transcribed mRNA
Cellular component (GO): cytoplasm; P-body
Molecular function (GO): RNA binding; 5'-(N(7)-methylguanosine 5'-triphospho)-[mRNA] hydrolase activity; manganese ion binding
Source: RefSeq, a predicted model, not a curated record